Molecule: messenger RNA, 24328 nt
Organism: Podarcis lilfordi (Lilford's wall lizard)
Lineage: Eukaryota; Metazoa; Chordata; Lepidosauria; Squamata; Lacertidae
Source: the annotation of a GenBank genome assembly
CUCUGCCACUCCCAUUGAGCAUUGAGGGAGGAGCUGACUUGAGCACUAGGCUGUUCAGAGCUGCAAAGGAACUAGCUGGCGGAGGUUUGGCUGCUCCUGUGGCCCAGAAGAGGAGGGAAAGAGUGGGGAAGAGAGAAAGUAAGGAAGAGGAAAAGACUGCAGACGAGUGAGAGACAGAAAGGUGAGCAGGAAAAGCCAGUGCCAGCCUGUUUAUUUAUUUCUCUGUCUUUUCUUCUCGCCCUCUUUCUCUCCACCUGAUUCAAUCAAUUGCUCUCUCUUGCUGACUCUCUGUAUACUUUGUCUGGAGGGAAUCAGUUGCCUCACUGUUCUUCAUGUAAGACAGAGAGAGACGGACAGGGAGGCUGUGUCUACAUAGCACAUUUAAGGCAAAACCUGCCCCACCCACCCCCCAGGCUGGGAACUGUAGUUUUGUUAAGGGUGGUGGGAAUAGCAGCUCUCUGUGGGGAGUGAACUACGGUUCUUUGGGAAGGGGGAGCACGCUUUGUGUGUUUUGUAAAUAUAGGACAGGCACGCAGUGUCAGUACACUUUGAUUAUCUUUAUUGAAUCAGUUUCCUCAUUCUUUUUUGCCUAGGAGUGGGCGGCGGGGAAUCUUCCAGCACUUUGAGAGGCAGCUGAUUUAUUGUGGUCCAUACCUGAGCCACAGCAAAUCCUGUUAACAGCACAAUCUUAGCUACCUUUACUCAGAAGGAAAUCCUAUUUGGUUUAGGAUGGCAGCUGUAGCACUUUGAAUACUUAUUUUUUUAUUUUUUUAAAAAACCCUUUGCUGUCAGAGACACAUCUAGCUUCCCCUCUGGCAUUUGCCUCUUAAAUUUCUGUGUCCCCAGUUCUGUUCCCAUUUUUUAAUCCCUCCCUCCCUCCCUUCAUCUCAACAUUGCCAUAUCCCUCUCCCUAUUCUCAAAGACUGAGAUCAGGUAAUACUUUUACAUCAAACAGAAAUGCAGAACCGUCACCAUAUUAUUAUUAUUAUUAUUAUUAUUAUUAUUAUUAUUAUUAUUCACAGUUUAGAUACGUGCUAAGGCGAUUUGCAGACAUACAAUGAAAACAGUAUCCCCCCCUCCCCAGAAUAUUUAUUUAUUUAUUCCAGAAAAUUUAUACACCACUUGAUUGUUAAAAACACACACCAAAAAAACCCCCCAACAACCUUCAAAGUGGUUUAUGAAAAGAUAAAACAAGAAAAGAAAAGAAAAGGCCUUUCUUUAAAAAGUACAAAACUUAAAAUACUAAAGCGGAUUAAAAUUACCUCAGCUUUCUAAUCCUCUGGGUGGACUUGCCUAAACAGGAGUGCUUUUAGCUGGUGCUGGAAAGUGUACGGCGAAGCUGUCUUGCUUAAUAUCAAGUGGCAGGGAGUUCCAAAGCCCAGUCGUUGCCACACUUACAAAAGCAGAACAGAUAGUAUUGGGGGGAGGGCUUUAGCAUUUAUGUUUGUUAUUAUCCUGCAUAUUUUUGUGCUUUCAUAUUGUAAACUGCCCUACGAACUUCGGAUGAAGGGCGGUUCAGAAAUUUACGGAUAAAUAUUAUGUAGGCACCUCCAGUAGUGCCAAUCCCGCCAACAGGAGCGGUCAGUUGGGCAAGGCGAUCCUGUAAGUAAACUGCUCUCAAGUUAUUAAGCGCCUUAUAUAAUAACAGGAACACCUUGAAUAGUAGCACCCAGUUGCAAAUCAGGAAAAAUGAACACCUAAGGCCCAGCUAGACCUUUCUGCCCAGCUAGAAAAAAAGCUUGCCCGAAACUAUUGUUCCCAGAAGGUACAGAUUGUGGGUGCAAUCCUUGCUCCCCACAAAUUGCAGACCCUCCAAGUGUCCCUAUUUUCCAGGGACAGGUCUGGAAACCGUCCCGGUUUCUAUUUCCUGGAAUGUCCCGCUUUUCCUUAGGACGUUCCUAUUUUCACUGGAGAAAUGUUGGAGGGUUUGCAGUUAUGCAACCCCUGAGCCGAAGAGAUAAGUAACUAGGCAACCUUUAGAAGACAUCUGAAGACAGCCCUGUAUGGGGAAUUUUUUUAAAAAAAAGUUUUAUUAUGUUUUUGUUUGUUGGAAGCUGCCCAGAGCGACGGGGGCAACCCAGUCACAUGGGUGGAGUACAAAUCAUAAAAUUAUUAUAAUUAUUAUUGUUGUUAUGGAGUAGGAUGUCCCUGUUUUCAUCGGAGAAAUGUUGGAGGGUAUGUUAUUUAUCACAUUUAUUAUCAAGGAGUGCAGGAAAGCAAAGAAAAAGACAUCUGAAGGCAGCCCUGUAUAGGGAAGUGCUUUUUUCCCCACAAAAAACCCCACAUGUUUAAUGUUUUAUUAUGUUUUUAUAUAUGUUUGAAGUUGCCCAGAGUGGGUGAGGCAACCCAGCGAGAUGGGUGGGGUAUAAACAACAAAUUUAAUAUCAAUAUUGAAUAGGAUGCCCAUAUUUUCAUCGGAGAAAUGUUGAAGGGUAUGAAAUUGGAGGGGUGGGGGCUGUUUCUCUCCCUCUCCCCACCUUUCUCAGUCCUCACCCUCCUCGUCUCCAAAUCCUUGAUGUGUUGCAGCCAGCUGAUGUGCCCAUGCCCAAGUUAGCUGCAAAGAAAACGCCUCUUCUAUCGCAGUCCCUUCAAAUGGCCCCCUUGGUUUUUCUUUCGGUGGUUGUUGAUGUUCUGGACAUUCCUUGACCUUUCGGGUGGAUGGAUGGAUGGACGAAAUGAGUGGCUUUGGGGAGAGAGCCUCUAGGGAUGGGGAGAGAGGACUGGGCCGGUUUGGCAGUGGGCUGUGUGCCCAUGCGUAUGGGACGAAGACGGGGAAGGAGCAUAGCUGUCAACUUUUCCCUUUUCUUGCGAGGAAUCCUAUUCGGAAUAAUGGAAUUUCCCUUUUAAAAAAGGGAAACGUUGACAGCUAUGGGAAGGAGAGAGGGCAGGCAGGCUUGUAGGGCACCAGCGCUGGGCUUCUCCCUUCCCUGCUUCGACUUUUCUGCAAGCGCAUGAUUUACGUCUCAGCAGAGACAUAAGCCAGAAACUCCGUCCCUGACCUUUUGCUCUCCCGUGGGGUACACACAUGCAUUAACUCUUCUUUCCCUGUAGCGACAGCAGGCUGGCUUGUCCCAGAAAGGCGAGGGGACGAGGAAGAUGAAAAGCCACGGCGGAAUGCGGAAUGCACACCCGUUUAUUACCAGUGAUUACUUUCGAUCCACGGAUUUGCCAACCCAACCCGCUUGGGGAGGGCGUGUGUGCGUGCACCACCCAAGGCCUCCAAACGUGGCAAACCAGGGUGCCAUAAGCUGCGAACAGGUGCACCACAGACAGAUGGCUAUAGGGCAGGACUCUGCGCAGGCGACUCAAGCAAGUGAGCCAAGCUGCAUGUUACAGUGGUACAUCUGGAUGUGAACAGGAUCCGUUCCGGAGCCCCGUUCGCAUCCUGAAGCGAAUGCAACCUGCACCUGAGCAUGCAUGGGUUGCGAUUCGCCACUUCUGCGCAUGUGUGUGAUGUCAUUUUGAGUGUCUGCGCAUGCGCAAGCGGCGAAACCCGGAAGUAACGAAUCUGUUACUGCUGGGUCGCCGCGGAGCGUAACCUGAAAAUGCUCAACCUGAAGCAUAUUUCUCCCAAGGCAUGACUGUAUAAAGGAACGCGGGUGGCGCUGUGGGUUAAACCACAGAGCCUGGGACUUGCCGAUCAGAAGGUCGGUGGUUCGAAUCCCCGCGACAGGGUGAGCUCCCGUUGCUCAGUCCCUGCUCCUGCCAGCCUAGCAGUUCGAAAGCAUGUCAAAGUGCAAGUAGAUAAAUAGGUACCACUCCGGUGGGAAGGUAAACGGCGUUUCCGUGUGCUGCUCUGGUUCGCAAGAAGCGGCUUAGUCAUGCUGGCCACAUGACCUGGAAGCUGUUUGCCGGCUCCCUCGGCCAAUAAAGCGAGAUGAGCGCCGCAACCCCAGAGUCAGUCACAACUAGACCUAAUGGUCAGGGGUCCCUUUACCUUUACCUUUAUGACUGUAUAGGGGAUGGCAACACCUUCCCACCCAUGUGUGUGUGUCUCCAAGGUCUCAGGCAGGGUCCGCCCGAGACCCUUUCGGCUGCAGGUGCCCACAGCUGGACUUUGCAUCUUCUGCAUGCAGGGACCUGCAGUAUGUAUAGUUUGGAGUAGGAUGAGGGAGACUUGGGUUCAAAUCCACUGUCAGGCAUGACCUUCGGCUAGUUGCACAUUGCUGUGAACUCUUCAGGGAAAGGAAUGGAUAGGCAUUUACCAAAUUCUGCCCUCUACCACUGAACUCUAGCUCUUCGCCAUAUAGAGCGGAUUCCAAGAGUGAGUGGUCUGUGCUGCGUUUAUUUAUUUGUUACAUUUAUUUAUUUGCCCAGGUAGCUCAGUCAGUAGAGCAUGAGGGUCUUAUUUUCCGGGUCGUGCGUUUGAGCCCCACGGUGGGCAAAAGAUUCCUGCAUUCCAGGGGGUUGGACUAGAUGACCCUCAGGUCCCUUCCAAGUCCACAAAUCUAUGAUUCUAAUUCUAUGAUUCUGUAUCCUGCUCUUCCUCCAAAUGGCGUCUGAGGCCUUCACAGGGGCGGCUCCCUGGUUGCGGAACACUUUCCUCAGGCAUUUCAUUAGCUUUUGCAUAACUGUUUUAAAUAUUUUUUUAUUACAGUGGUACCUCGGGUUACAGACGCUUCAGGUUACAGACUCCACUAACCCAGAAAUAGUACCUCAGGUUAAGAACUUUACCUCAGGAUGAGAACAGAAAUCGCGCGAUGGCAGCGGGAGGCCCCAUUAGCUAAAAUGGUACCUCAGGUUAAGAACGGUUUCAGGUUAAGAACGGACCUCCAGAACGAAUUAAGUUCUUAACCCGAGGUACCACUGUACUGUCAUUUUAAACCAUUACCUCUGUUGUGUAAUAGCAGGUGAGAUGGUGCUUUUUAACUUUUCAACUUUUAGCUUUUCUGAUGUAGAAACAUAAGUUGUGGUAAGUUGGCAAUUCCUUUAUUCUUUUGUGCUGGUUGGGCUUUUCACGUGGAUGAUGUAUACUGUAUUAACUGCCGUUUUAUAUAUAUGUGUGUGUGUGUAUACAGAGGUACCUCGGGUUAAGUACUUAAUUCGUUCUGGAGGUCCGUACUUAACCUGAAACUGUUCUUAAUCUGAAGCACCACUUUAGAUAAUGGGGCCUCCCGCUGCUGCUGCGCUGCCGGAGCCCGAUUUCUGUUCUCAUCCUGAAGCAAAGUUCUUAACCUGAAGCACUAUUUCUGGGUUAGCGGAGUCUGUAACCUGAAGCGUAUGUAACCUGAGGUACCACUGUAUAUAUGUACACACUCUUUUACUUAGUUUUGCAUUUAUAUUACCUAAUGAAUCUACAUUUUCCGGCAGCUAAUAAAUAUAAUGAAUGGAUAUGUAAAUAAUACGGAACGACAGCCAACAUUGCCUGAGUGGAAGUCUGCCUGUGCAAUGGGACUUCCCCCUUUCACUGUCAGAGGCAAUAUGUUUCCGAAUACCAGUUGCUGGAAACCGCAGAAGCAUGGAGAGGAGCUGUUGAGCUGCUGUUCUGCUUGUGGGUCACUGUGAGAACUGGACGCUGCGGGAACAGGAUUCAUUCUAUCUUAUUUUCUUAGGAUCUCACCCCAUGGGCCUCCUUAAAAUUGCUCCUGAGAGUCAGGAGCAGAUUGUGGGGCACAGGUGUUGCCAUGGGGGCAGGGGAGAGAAGUAUAUUAUUAUUAUUAUUAUUAUUAUUAUUAUUAUUAGUGCUAUUUUUCUAGAAAAAGAGGUGCCGGAACUCAAUUCCUGUAGGUUCCCCCUGAAAAAAAACCCUGGUUGUUGUUGUUGUUAUGUAUUAUUAUUAUUAUUAUUAUUAUUAUUAUUAUUAUUACCCUGCCCAUCUGACUGGGUUGCCCCAGUCACUCUGGGUGGCUUCCAACAUAUAGGAAACCAUAAUAAAACAUUAAGCAUUUUUUUUAAAAAAAAACCUUGCCUAAAAAGGGCUGCCUUUAGUUGUCUUCCAAAGGUUGCAUAGUUAAAGGUAAAGGGACCCCUGACCGUUAAGUCUAGUUGCGGAUGACUCUGGGGUUGCGACGCUCAUCUCGCUUUAUUGGCCGAGGGAGCCGGCAUACAGCUUCCGGGUCAUGUGACCAGCAUGACUAAGCCGCUUCUGGCGAACCAGAGCAGCACACGGAAAUACCGUUUACCUUCCCGCCAGAGCGGUACCUAAUUAUCUACUUGCACUUUGACGUGCUUUUGAACUGCUAGGUUGGCAGGAGCAAGGACUGAGCUAUGGGAGCUCACCCCGUCGCGGGGAUUUGAACCGCCAACCUUCUGAUCGGCAAGCCCUAGGCUCAGUGGUUUAGACCGCAGCGCCACAAGAACCGUUUUAUUUCACAAACGGUUCUUCAUUCUGUUGGUGGAUAGACAACGACUGGUAUCUCCCAUGGUGUUUUUGUGUGUGUGUGUGUUGGACAUCCUGUUGGAAGCAAUGUUGUCUGUGUGUGCGCACACUCAUGUGUGUAUUUCCCACACAUGCAAUAGCAUAUGGCUGUGGGGGCAGUCGUUCACUUGACCUCCCAUUGCUCAUGUUGCUGCUGUAUACAGGGAUGGGGAACAGGAGGGGUCAGGCAGCCAUGAAGUCAGCGUGGUGCAAACACACCGGCAGAGCCAACCCAGUGUGUUUCCACUGAGUUGUCUCUUCCUCCUCCUACUCACCCCUUCUCCUGCCUGUCUAAGUAUGACACAGGUGACCAGAGGUCAGGCCAAUACAUUCCCUCUGCCGUCACAUUAUUGUUUAAAAACCCUAAAUGACAUAGGGCCCUAAAUAUCUGAAAGACCCCUCCUUCCCUAUAGAUGCUCUUGGUCCAAGGGGGCCCUCUUAGUGGUUCCCCCACCCAGAACAAUUCAGGUGUUGGUGGCCCCAAUAUUGUGGGACUUUUUCCUCACAGAGUUGCAUCUGGCACCUUUAUUAUAUCAUUUCUGCUUUAUGCUGAAGAAGACACACCUCUCUGCCUUAGGUUUUUUUUUUGGGGGGGGGUGUUUCCAGGACACAUUCCAUUUCUGUGGCCGUAAUUUGCUUUAACUGUUUUUAAUAUGGAAUUUUAAAUCUCUGCAACCGGCCUUGGGACCUGAUGGUGAAAGGUGGUACUAAAUAGAAAUAAUAAGAAUACUGUAAUAAAAUGAUAAUAAUGUACAGUCAUACCUCGGGUUAAAUGUGCUUCAGGUUGAGCGUUUUCAGGUUACGCUCUGCGGCGACCCGGACGUAACAGAGCAUGUUACUUCCAGGUUUUGCUGCUUGCGCAUGCGCAGACGCUCAAAAUGACGCCACACGCAUGUGCGGAAGCGGCAAAUUGCAACCCGCGCAUGCGCAGAUGCGGGUUGUGUUCGCUUCAGGAUGCAAACGGGAUCCGUUCCGGAGCCCCAUUCGCAUCCAGAGGUACCACUGUACAUAUACAGUCGUACUUUGGAAGUCGAACGGAAUCCGUUCAAUUCUGAAAUGUUCAGAAACCAAGGAGUAGCUUCUGAUUGGUUUCCGAUUGCGCAGGCGCGCUGGAAAACAAUAGUGGAAGCCGCGCCGGACAUUCAGCUUCCAAAAAAAGUUUGAAAACCAGAACACUCACUUCCAGUUUUUGAUCGUUCAGGAGACAGAACAUUUGACUCCCAAGGCGUUUGGGAGCCGAGGUACAAGUGUACACACACUGCGAACAGUUAAUCUGGUAAAAUUUGACCUGAGGUAAGAAUUCUCUCCCGCCCUCCCACCAGGGCCAAUACUUAGGCCCCUAGCCGAAAGGUGAGCAAAUCUUUCACCCAAAGAAUCUUCCGGAAGGAACUGAACACAGGGCAGGCGGGCAUGCUUGUUUGUGUUUGAGGGUGUAUGAGAGACCAAGAGUACCAUCGACAUUUAAAAGUUUCCUCUCCACUAAAUCAGUCCACCACAUCUGAAAUGUCUCGCAAGCUGAGGCUGUCCACGCUGCACUUAAAGAAUGAUGGAAAUCAAACAACAGGAUUAAAAGGAGGCGGGAAAACAUUCCUGACUUCAGUUGGCCAAAAUGGAGGCUCCAGGACACGAGCAUAUACGGCUUCCUGCUACCGAGUCAAACCAUAAUGCCCAUUUAUGAUCUGGCAGCUAUUCUCUGAGGCAUCAUAAGCAAGAGAGGAGACUUUGGAUUUCAUUUUAAUUUGAUCUGGUUUUUAUAAGCUGCUCUCUUUUAAAGUCCCCAGGGCACCCAUCAGAAAGAAUCCAAUUUCCCUGCGAAAGAGGCUUCUGUUUCCCCUUUCUCAGGGCACUUGAGGAUUAAUUUGUUGUUGUUGUUUAGUUGUUUAGUCGUGUCCGACUCUUCGUGACCCCAUGGACCAGAGCACGCCAGGCACUACUGUCUUCCACUGUCUCCCGCAGUUUGGUCAAACUCAUGCUGGCAGCUUCGAGAACACUGCCCAACCAUCUCCUCCUCUGCCAUCUCCUUCUUGUGCCCUCCAUCUUUCCCAACAUCAGGGUCUUUUCCAGGGAGUCUUCUCUUCUCAUGAGGUGGCCAAAGUAUUGGAGUCUCGGCUUCAGGAUCUGUCCUUCCAGUGAGCACUCAGGGCUGAUUUCCUUAAGAAUGGAUAGGUCUGAUCUUCUUGCAGUCCAUGGGACUCUCAAGAGUCUCCUCCAGCACCAGAAUUCAAAAGCAUCAAUUCUUCAGUGAUCAGCCUUCUGUAUGGUCCAGCUCUCACUUCCAUACAUCACUACUGGGAAAACCAUAGCUUUUACUAUACGGACCUUUGUUGGCAAGGUGAUGUCUCUACUUUUUAAGAUGCUGUCUAGGUUUAGUGUUUCUUUAUUACUUGUGUGAGGGGUGGGGUCUUGAACUUAGUUUGUUUUGGUGAGGGAGCUGAAGGUGCGGGUGUGUUUCUCCCUUCCAACUAAACAUUUCUCCAGUGUUCAGCAGCCUCCCCAGGUGCCUGCACUUCCUGAUCUGAAAAAGUCAGAUGGGAGGGUUUCUCUCCCGUGCACCCAGGAAGGCUGCAGAGGGCAGACAAAUGGGAAUGUUUUAGACACUCACAUUGUUGGCCACCUCAACAGUAAGAUAAGCAUAGUAGCAGCCAGUGGGGCGACACCGGUGGGAUACUGCUGGUGGGGCUGCGUUGAUCUUCCGGCUUCUCAAUGCUGUGCGUCACUCCUGGUUACUGAGAGGGGGGCUGACAGGAGAUAGUUCAGCAUGGUGCAAGCACAGCACCAGAAAUGUCAAUUUGGCUCGACUGCUGUGCCCACAAUACAGGAUGCAGCUGCAGCCAUAAGCAGAGGGGACAAGAUGAGAGCUCUCCCAAAAAGCACCCCCAAAGCUGUGGCAGCUCUCUACAGUUUUACAGGUAGAAGGUGUGUGUGUGUGUGUGUUAUAUAUUUUUAUUUAAACAAGAAGAAAAACUGGCAGAUAACAUAAACGCACAUAAUGAAAAUACGCAGUUAAGCAAUUUCGUCUGAACAUAAAAAAAGAAAAAGAUCUGCCAUUAAAACGUACAAUAAAAUAAGCCCAUAAAAACGGCAAACAAUAAAAAGAGUUAGAACAGCCAUUAAAAGCAAUAAAAUGCAAGAGGUUCAGGAAAUCGGGGGAGGGGGGAGGUGUGCCUGUCCAAACUGCUAUGUCCUAAACAGAUGAAGUCUCCUGGUUAUUGGCAGGGAAGACGUUCCGCAGUGUUGCUGCUGCCAGUGGAAAAAGCCUAUCUCUCUCUGACUACAAGCUGAUAAUCAUCAGGUUGUGCAACUAACGUGGGUUUGGGGCUCUUUUUACCCCGAAGCGGCUUUUGAAAUCCAAAUGCACGCUCCAUAAACGGGCUGUCUGGAAGAGGCUGUGUCCCCUGCCUCAUUCUGUAAAGUGUAGGGUUACUAAAGGUAUAACACAACCGCCACACUGUCCUGCAAUAGCAACCAGUGAAGUUGAGUCUGGAGAGAAAGAGGGGAGAGCAGGGGAACUUGCAGAAUAAUGUCAUCAUACCAUUCACUGAAUGCCCCCACCACCACAUUCAUUGGGGUGGGAGCGUAGCUGGUAAGGGGAGCCAUGGGAAGACAUGCGGCAACGCUUCAGGUUCUGCUGUAGAAGAGCCUGUAAGGUUUAUGACAAAACCUAUUUAUCUGUAGGAUUUAUUUGUAGGAUUUAUAGCAUUCCUUACCUGCCCACUCACCAUUGGAGGUGGAAAGGAGCAGCAUGAAGGAGGCUUGCAAAGCAUGGGCCUGGCUCAUAGCUGUCAACUUUUCCCUUUUCUUGCGAGGAAUCCUAUUCGGAAUAAGGGAAUUUCCCUUUUAAAAAAAGGGAAACGUUGACAGCUAUGGCCUGGCUAUGUCACUGGGAACCCCGUGCAAGGGAUUUGGGCAGGUGGGUGUGACAUCCCAUCUGUCAAUCAUGUGGUCUCUUGGCGAGUUGUCCAGUCCACCUGUCAAAGUUGGCCAGUGGGAUGAGGGCACUGGGCCCCAGGUCCGAAAGGGUUCUCCAGUCCUGCCUUGAAGUAUUCUUUAACCAGCUUCAACCCCAUUUUGCUUGUACAGUCAUACCUCGGGUUACAGACACUUCAGGCUGCGUUUUUUCAGGUUACGGACCCGCUGAAACCCGGAAGUACCAGAACAGGUUACUUCCGGGUUUCUUCCGGGUGCUAAAUCGCGCUUUGCGCAUGCGCAGAAACGCCGAAUCACAACCCGCACAUGCGCAGACGCGCCGCUGCGGGUUGCGAGCGUGCAUCCCACACUGAUCACGUUCGCAACCCAAGCAUCUACUGUAUUCAUUUUUGGUUCACAUUUGUCAUGGCCAAUGACUAGUAAAGGUAAAGGGACCCCUGACCAUUAGGUUCAGUCGUGACCAACUCUGGGGUUGCGGCGCUCAUCUCGCUUUAUUGGCCAAGGGAGCUGGCGUUUGUCCGCAGACAGCUUCCGGGUCAUGUGGCCAGCAUGACUAAGCCACUUCUGGCGAACCAGAGCAGCGCACGGAAACGCCGUUUACCUUCCCGCCAGAGUGGUACCUAUUUACCUACUUGCACUUUGACGUGCUUUCCAACUGCUAGGUUGGCAGGAGCAGGGACCGAGCAACGGGAGCUCACCCUGUCGCGGGGAUUCGAACCGCCAACCUUCUGAUCGGCAAGUCCUAGGCUCUGUGGUUUAACCCACAGCGCCACCCGUGUCCCUUCAAUGACUAGUACAAUAAAGUUAUUUGGAUUGUAUUGAGAACCGGCUUCAACUGUCCACAGAGAUGGUCUGGCUGGUUCCUUCACUGUUUUGCUGAUAUGAUUCCAUCAUAUACCAGCAAAUUCAAGCUAUAGCAUUUGGAGUAAUGAAGGGACAUAGCUCACCAGUAGAGUACCUGGCUUUGCAUAUGGAAGAUUCUAGGUUCAAUCCCUGGUAUCUUCAGGAAAAGCUGUGAGAGAUCCUAGCUAGAAAUUCUGAAGAGCCUCUGCCAGUCAGUGUAGGCUGGGUGGACCAAUGACCAGACUCAUCGUAACGCAGUUUAAAAAAAAUGUUUGCCUGCCCACCUCCAAAACAAACUGGAAUGGCGGGAUUUUUGUAGUCAGAAAAGUGUGGGAAGAUGCCCUUGAAAGUGUGGGGCAACCGUGACAUCGCUCAGUGUCAAGUAACCUGCACGCAAACAAAAAAAUAGCAUUGCCAUUUAACCUCUGCGUGAAUUUUGUGCUGGCAAAUCAGGGCGAACGGUCCGGAAACAGGAUAUCUGGGUGAGGCCCCUGCUUAAAGACUUGAGGUCCUUGUCCUAGCCUUGGUUAUCUGUCAGGACAACCAAUGUUGUUUCACGGGCAAAAACCAGGCCAGAAACUAGAUUGGAUGAAGAUUGGAGGGAGUGAUGGUUUGGAAUGAUCAAAUCCCUGCUUGGCCACGAAGCAUUUUCCACAGGCGGCCUUGAUCUUAUCCGCUUUCCUUGGCCUAACUUCUGGUGACUGGUUCUGUUUGGGCAGUCGGUGGAGUCAAGGAAUAGUUGGAUUCUCUUCCACCUGCUCCCUGCUAUGUUCUGCAAGGGCAAUCCUGAGUUGGAGGAGGAGGAGAAAACAGACAGGCAGUGGAUGUUAGAAUUCCUGAUCUAUGAUUGCAGUCAUGAGACCCCCAUGACUGGUUGUAAGAAGGCAGGGAGGUAGGAGCCCAGGCUGAGGUUGGGGGCUCCACCCCCAUUUAGCUUAACUGACCAGCCUUCCCUGUUGCUGUUCAUUACGGUUGCCUAUGACGUAGGUGAUAUUCUGGAAAGCAUUCGCGACAAGGGAAACGAUGGUAAUAAAGGGUGGGUGGACCAAGAGCAGGGGUCAGCAAACUUUUUCAGCAGGGGGCCGAUCCACUGUCCCCCAGACCUUGUGGGGAGCCAGACUAUAUUUUGAAGGGGGGAAUGAACAAAUUCCUAUGCCCCACAAAUAACCCAGAGAUGCAUUUUAAAUAAAAGGACACAUUCUACUCAUGUAAAAACACACUGAUUCCCGGACCGUCCGUGGGCUGGAUUUCGAAGGCAAUUGGGCCGGAUCUGGCCCCCGGGCCUUAGGUUGCCUACCCGUGACCAAGAGGAAUACAAUUCAUCCCCACAUGCCUUUCCAUCAUUGAUGCCAAGACCCGGCCAGAUAAUUCUUUAAUGAGCUUCUCUCAGAUAUUAUCUGCCUUGGAGAGAUUCCCAGCAAGAGAGCAAAUGGAUGGGAUCCCUGCAGGCCAUUGUCUGACAGCGCAAUUCCUCAAAAGUAAUCCCCACCGAUUCCAGCGGGGAUUACUCCCAGGAAAGCAGGCAUUCGAUUGUGGCUUCAGUGAAGAGAGGAAGGUGCUCAGAGCCUGGGUGGCUGGGUGGCUCAAAAUUUUGAGGGGCUCAAAAUAACAUCUUUUUCUGACUGGCCAUUAGCCUGGCGAUCUAGAGAGUGUGAAGACUUGACGUGCCCCCUGCACUCUGUAGGAACUUCCCAUCAUCCUCCAGAGUUCACAGAGGCCCUGUGGCAAAAAUAAGAGAGACACUCAUGUGGAGACCUGCUCCCUAGAGAUAAGAAGCUUGACAAAUACUGAAUUAGAACAUGUGCAGACAAUGCUUUGGACGAUUCUUUCAAAUUGAUGUGUAAAACCCACCCUUGCUCGUCUCUUUAUCUCCUGUUCAGGGAAGUUUUUCAUAUGUGAUAUUUUAGUGUAUUUUUCAUCUUUGUUGGAAGCCGCCCAGAGUGGCUGGGGAAACCCAGCCAGAUGGGCGGGGUACAAAUAAUAAAUUGUUAUUAUUAUUAUAUCCUUGUUAAAGGCACCCCUAUUUUCUGCAAAGUCUAAGACUUUCCUUGUUUUCAUGUUUUGUGUAAAGCGAUUGCAUGACCCAUCAGAGGGUGGCAACACGAGAACGGGGCCUUCUCUGCAGUGGCUCCCUGUCUGUGGGACGCUAUCCCCAGGGAAGAUCGCCUGCUGCCUUCAUUUAUACACCUUUAGGCGCCAGGCAAAAAUGUUCCUUUUUAACCAGGCCUUUGGUUGAUCCUAUUGACAUCCUAUGCCCUUUUAAAAUGUGUUUUUUUUUAUGGGGACGGAGCUAUUGGGUUGUUGUUUUUAUUAGGUAUUUUGUGGUUUUAUAUCUUGAUUUUAUUCUGUGAGACCCCUGGGUAUAGGGCGGUAUUUAAAUUCAAUAAAUAAUGAUGAUGAUUUUAUGGGGAGCGCUAUUGGGUUGUUGUUUUUAUUAGGUAUUUUGUGGUUUUAUAUCAUGAUUUUAUUCUGUGAACUGCCCUGAGACCCCUGGGUAUAGGGCGGUAUAUAAACUCAAUAAAUGAUGAUGAUGAUGAUGCCAUAGAAUUCUCUGAAAUUGCUUAUACUAUCCUUCGUCCUUCUCCCCUUUGCCCUCAAUUUUCUCAAUCGUUCUCCUUCCAAACUCGUCUUCCCUAGCUCAUCUGUUUGUAGGACUGGUUAUGUUAUGUAUUGAAGUUCUCACCCUGGCCACCAGGGGUAUCGUGUAUAUAGUUUUCACUCAGGUCCACGUCAGUUAAUUUAGGCGGGAAACCCUGCGUUGUUGUUGUUACCAUGUUGACCGCCGGCUGCCUUAUAAAAGCAGGCCGGCUGAGCUGUUUGUAGGCUAGUAGUAGGGCUUCUAGGGGUUAAACCACAGAGCCUAGGACUUGCCGAUCAGAAGGUCGGUGGUUCAAAUCCCCGCGACGGGGUGAGCUCUCGUUGCUCGGUCCCUGCUCCUGCCCACCUAGCAGUUCGAAAGCACGUCAAAGUGCAAGUAGAUAAAUAGGUACCACUCCGGCGGGAAGGUAAAAACGGCGUUUCCGUGCGCUGCUCUGGUUCGCCAGAAGCGGCUUAGUCAUGCUGGGCACAUGACCCAGAAGCUGUACGCCGGCUCCCUCGGCCAGUAAAGCGAGAUGAGUGCUGCAACCCCAGAGAAGGCCACGACUGGACCUAAUGGUCAGGGGUCCCUUUACCUUUACCUUAGUUGGGCUACUGGACAUUUAAACCAAAAUAGCCAUAAUUUCUCUCUCUCUCCCACACAGAUGCUAAGCCCCCUCCAGAAAUGUGGCUCCGAAGGCUGCCUGGUAGACUGCGAUUUUUUCCCUUGGCACAGGAGCACCCUCCGAAGGCGGCACCAGAGCUUCGAGGAGUCGGAGUCCGGGGGUGACCACGAGGCUCCCAGCCAGGAGAAACCCUCCCCUCCCAGCAUCCUCUUGGAGGGCGCAGAAGUGUCCACCUGCCUCCAGAUCCCCCUGCAAGACCCCGGAGGGGUGUGGCGAUCCCGCAGCGAGGGCCGCCUGGACCAAAAGGGGGUGCCGUGUCCAGGGGAGACCGAGGUGGUGGACAAAACAGGAAGCGGGUGGAGCUUGCCGUCCCCUAAGUCUUUGAGGAAAGAGCGACGCCUCAGAGGGAGAGUUGCGGCGGCCAAGCAGCACUUGAGGAAUCUCUUCGGAGGGUCCAACAAAGUCAGUGGGCGGCCAUUACUCCUCCCCACACAGCACUGCCCUUUUGUUAAUAAUAAUAAUAAUAAUAAACAAAAAUUAUUUAUACCCUGUCCUUCCCAGUUCAGGAAACCGGGCUCAGGGCGGCUAACGCUUAAUUGAUGCAACAAAAAACAGCAUAAAGUGCAGUGUAAAACGUGAAUAACAAUAAAAUCAGAAUUCAAAAAUCAAUUUAGGGGGGAAAUCCAUCCAAUAAACAUUAGAUGAUCAACAGGGCUAGCUGGCUAAAUUAGUCCUAUUUGGGCCAGUGAGGAGACCAAGGGAGAAUUAGCUGUGGGAUCCCAGAGCGGGUAAUCUUCAUAAAAAGGGGAGGGGGAGGGAAGGAAGGAAGGGGAAUAAAAGAUCAGACUAAGUUCAAAUUAAAAGCCAGGUGGAAUAGCUCUGUCUUACAGGCCUGGCGGAAGGAAGUUAAAUCCUGCAGGGCCCUGGCCUCAUGGGACAGAGCAUUCCACCAGGUCAGAGCCAUCACUGAAAAGGCCCUGGCCCUGGUGGAGGAUAGUCUGACUUCCUUAGGGCCCGGGACCUCUAAACUAUGACUAUUCAUGGACCUUAAGGUCCUCUUACUUGUUGCUUAACGUCCAUCUUUCUUCUUUCCACAAACUCACCCGCCACCGCACACCACUUCCAGGAGAAACUGCGAGCCCAGAUUUUAUUUUAUUUUAGCUGGGUUGUAUAAAUAUUUUAGUGUCUUUGUUCCCAAUGGUUUUAAUCUCUGGAAUUUCCUGCAGUGAAAAAAAGAGAGAACGAGACAGAAAAGCACAUCCCGAGGCUAAAUAGAAAGCUGAUAAUUCAUUACCAAGGAAGGGUUAUGCCAAAGGGCCUGGGAGCCUGGACUCCUGGGUUCUCUAGAGAGGGAUCAGAGACUAAUAAGUGAUGCAAAGGAUCUGAGAGGCAAAGUCCUUUGUCUAGUAGGUUUGCUGAUGCCCUUGUAGCUUAACUGACUCCUGUGGCUGAGAGUACUGUGAGGGGAUGGGUCUUUGAAACCUCUUGUGAGUUAAGUGACUCACUGAUUGAAUAAUAAUAAUCAAUACAGUGGAACCUUGGGUUUCAAACGCUUCAGGUUACAGACUCAGCUAACCCGGAAGUAGUACCUCGGGUUAAAAACUUUACCUCAAGAUGAGAACAGAAAUCGCACGGCAGCAGCGGGAGGCCCCAUUAGCUAAAGUGGUACCUCAGGUUAAGAACAGUUUCAGGUUAAGAAGGGACCUCCAGAACGAAUUAAGUUCUUAACCAGAGGUACCACUGUAACAACAUUUACAUAUUAAGGAGAAUUGUCUUGGAUGACCUUUACAGAUGGCCCAUCCCCCCCCCUUUAAAUGUUUUGAGAACCUAAAUAAUAAUCAUGAUAUGUAUAUCCCGCCCAUCUAGCUGGGUUUCCCCAGCCACUCUGGGCGGCUCCCAACAGAACACUAACAACAGAAUAAAAACUUCUAACAUUAAAAACUUCCCUAAACAGGGCUGCUUGCAGGUGUCUUCUAAAAAUCAGAUAGUUGUUUAUUUCCUUGACAACUGAUUGGAGGGCAUUCCACAGGGUGGGCGCCACUACCGAGAAGGCCCUCUGCCCAGUUCCCUGUAACCUCACUUCUUGCAGUGAGGGAACCAUCAGAAGGCCCUCGGCGCUGGACCUCAGUGUCCGGGCAGAACGAUGGGGGUGGAGAGGCUCCUUCAGGUAUACUGGACCAAGGCCAUUUAGGGCUUUAAAGGUCAGCACCAACACUUUGAAUUGUGCUCGGAAACGUACUUGGAGCCAAUGUAGGUCUUUCAGGACCGGUGUUAUAUGGUCUCGGCGGCCGCUCCCAGUCACCAGUCUGGCUUUAUAUCUCAAGAUAUAAAGAGGGCCCUGUGCAUAAGCUGAGGCGACUCUAGCCCUGAAUUCAGUGAAAUGCAGGGGACGGCAUAAAAUCCCCUGGCCUCUGGAAGCGGUUGUGGGACCCUGGACACCUGGGUCCCUUGGGGCAUCACAGAACUCGAACUCUUGUUUCUGUGUUUCAGUCUCUGGCGUCGAGUGUGGAAUCGGAUCUGGGAUCAGAAGGUGACAGCAACUGCCAGGCACAGCAGAGGCAAAAACGCCGCCGGUGAGUUGAGUAGCUAAAAGCAGAGCUAUAAUCUUCCAGGUCCUGGUUUAAAUCUCACCUCCUCCUUCGACUUGCUGGGUAGCUGUACUACAGUCAUACCUUGGUUCUCAAACGCCUUGCGACUCGAACGUUUCAGCUCCUGAACUCCACAAACCCGGAAAUGAGUGUUUGCGAAUGUUUUUUUGGAAGCUGAACAUCUGUCACAGUUUCUGCGGCUUCCGGUUGAGUGCAGGAAGCUCCAGCAGCCAAUCGGAAGCCACGCCUUGGUUUUCAAAUGUUUUCAGAAGUCGAACAGACUUCCGGAACGGAUUCCGUUCAAGAACCAAGGUACGACUGUAUUCCUGAGCCCGCAAGAUUUCAUCUGGCCGGCUAAACCAGGUGAGGGCAGCCAAUGGGCCUCAAACCGUUGAUGAGUUAGGGCUUCAGCGGAUUGAGCAAACGGGACCCAAUAGUGGGUCCAGUGGUCAAGAAGGCAGUUUCUGCAUGUGCUGUAGAGGGAAGUGAGGGGCAUAUGGGGUUCGUCAACCUGGGAAGGUAGCCCAUCUAGGAGAAGGAAAACCAUGAUGGCCUUGGAGGUCCCAGGCCACAGGGAGGUUAGGCUGGCCUCAACCAGAGGCAGGGCUUUUUCGGCUGUGGCUCCGAUCUGGUGGAACACUCUGUCACAAGAGACUAGGGCCCUGCGGGACUUGACAUCUUUCCACAGGGCCUGCAAGACAGAGCUGUUCCGCCUGGCCUUUGGCCAAGGCACAGCCUGACCCCCUCCUUUGGUAAUCCUCACAGAACUCUAGCCCAAUGGAUGCGAUUUAAUUAAUUCGGUUUUGAAUUGAUUUUAGAAUGAUGUGUUACUUUUGUUGUUAGCCGCUCUGAGCCCAGCUUCAGCUGGGGAGGGCGGGAUAUAAAGAAAAAAUUAUUAUUAUUAUUAUUAUUAUUAUUAUUAUUAUUAUUAUCUUAAACCUCCACUGCUUUGUGGGAGAUCUUCAGGAGAAGAAAAGGCUAAGGAGUAAAUCUUACACAAAUUCAGAGCAGAGUCCCUAAGACUGUUAGAUGGUGCCUUGUAUGCCUUCUUCCGGCAACUCCUGCAGCCAAGUUGGUGCCAAAUGUUACCAUAAUUUAUAAUAAUAAUUUAUUAUUUAUACCCUGCCCAUCUGACUGGGUCUCCCCAGCCACUCUGGGCGGCUUCCAACCAAAUAUCAAAAACAAAAACAAAUACAGAGCAAAAUGUUGUUGCUCUGCUUUCCUUUGGACCACAUCAGCAAGGCCAAGAGGGGAGUCUUGUCCUCUGGGCAGCCCAAGAACUCCAGACACACUGCCCAGGGUUGCGCCCCAGGGAAGGUCACUUUGGUGAUGCUAAGGCAGCAGAUUGGCUUCACCUCCCGUAGGCACAGUCCAUUGUCUCUCAAGACAGAACAAAUGCAGACAACAAUCCCCGAGCCCCCAGGUCUGUAAUACGGCAACGAUAAAUGCUAGCAGCCUGCCUUUCAAGGUUGUUGUAAAGAUGACCAAAAGAACGUACCUUAUUUUUCGCCCUAUAGGGCGCACCGGCCCAUAGGGCGCACCUAGUUUUUUUGGGGGGGUGAAUAAAGAAAAAAAAUCCCCCCCCCCAGGCACGGGGCUGGGACGGGGGAAGCCCGAGCUUCCCCCGACCCCAGCCCCCAGAACAGGCUGCUAUCUGCAAGCCUAGGAGAGCAAGAGGGGUCGGUGCGCACCGACCCCUCUCGCUCUCCAAGCUUCAGCGAAAGCCUGCAUUCGCCCCAUAGGACGCACACACAUUUCCCCUUCAUUUUUGGAGGGGAAAAAGUGCGUCCUAUAGGGCGAAAAAUACGGUAUCUACUGAGGCACUUCAGCAGGGAAAGGUGCUAUAAAAUGCUAAAGAGAUUCUAACACCUAUUUCUGAUAAAGUUCCAAUCUUGCCUUACAUGUGGAAAAUGGGGGUAAUACUGUAGAUCUACUUUGUAGGACUUACUGAGAUACGAACAGGAUCAGGCCAAUGGCUCAUCUGCUCAUCUGCUCCAGCUUUCAAUACUGUUCGUUGCCUGAAAAUGUCUUGGGUUGGACUUACUACUUCUUUUCCAGUUGGUGAAUGGCUCAUAGCUUCCUGAUGCAAUCCUGUAACUUUUUGUACCCAAUGUUCUGGUUUGUUUCCCACAACCUGCUGUUGUUGCACAGAAGCUCAGGAGUGGCUCCUUGGACACUAACAUCAGAGGAGCACCGCAGAGCAACUAGGAAAGAGAAACAAUGCUCAGAUGGGCCAGUAUAAAUGCACCUCUAAUGCACUCUUGUUGCAUCAAUGAUGUGUUGCAGAAUACCGCCCCCCGGGGGGGGCAAACCCCACACCAAUCUGAAGGUUGGCUUCCGCUGCCUCUUUGCAUUUGAUUUACUUUUUCUUUCUUUCUUUUCAAAAGGAGGAAAAAUAAAAGAAACUUCCUAAGGUUAUGGAGCUCAGGGGGUAAUGAAAUUCAAUCCCUAAGGUAAUUUAGCUCUCUUAUUCUAACAAGAAGUGUGUGUGUGUGUGUGUGUGUGUGUGUGUUUGUGAGAGGGGGGGUGAGGCUUCAGUGGACCAUACAGUUAUUAUUCUGUAUCUCUGUCAGGGCCGGCCCUACCAUUAGAUGAAGAGAUGUGGGAGAUAAUGGGCCAGGGCAGUAGUUGCAGCCCUGGCUUGUUCUCAUAAGCCCCUCCCUGGACUACUCCUCUCUGUUGCAGGACAGAGCUGUGCAUACUAGCCCGUCCCCCUAGACUAGCCUGCUGCCCCAGGUGUACACCAUUGCAUCACCAGUGCUCGUAGCAGAGUAAGAUUUUUUCCAUGAAUUUAGUUUUAACACUGAGUCCGUAAAUGACUGUGGAGGCCAAUUCUGGAUCCACACAUCCUUCCACACUGGGGACAUAGGUUUCCGAGUAGGAGUUGAUCGCGGUGAGGGUUUGCCAAGUGUGCUUUCCUAUUAGUACAUUUCUCCCCAGUGUGGUGUAGUGGUUAAGAGCGGUAGUCUCGUAAAUCUGGGGAACCGGGUUCGCUUCCCCGCUCCUCCACAUGCAGCUGCUGGGUGACCUUGGGCCAGUCACACUUCUCUGAAGUCUCUCAGCCUCACUCACCUCACAGAGUGUUUGUUGUGGGGGAGGAAGGGAAAGGAGAAUGUUAGCCGCUUUGAGACUCCUUCAGGUAGUGAUAAAGCGGGAUAUCAAAUCCAAACUCCUCCUCCUCUUCCUCCUCCUCCUCCUCCUCCUCCUCCUCCUCCUUCUUCUUCUUCUUCUUCCUCCCUUUCGUGCUGAGUUUGAGCACCUUCAAAGCCCAUGACACCUUUGGUAAAGGCUGUUCUCCAACUGGAGCACUCGCAGGCCAGUGUUUCCCAGUUGUUGGUGUUUGUACUAAAUUUUUUUAGAUUUGUCUUGAGAGCAUCUUUAAGCCUCUUUUGUUGACCGCCGACAUUACACUUUCCAUUUUUAAGUUCAGAAUAGGGAAGUUGCUUUGGAAGACAAUCAUUAGGCAACUUGACCAGUCCUGCCUAACAGGGUGUAACCCUGCAAGUCUAUGAUUCCAUGGAAAGCUCUUAGUCCUGCUACUAAGUACCUGGACGGAAAUGGCAAAGGAAGGCGUUUUUUAAAUCAAGAGGUGGAGGGACGUGGGGAGGAGAUGGAUUGGUAAUGGGGAAAAUACAUUUGUAAUAAGCCAGCAAUGAAUCACAUUGUUUUUCGUUUUUAAUUUUUAAUCCUUCUUGUUAACCCGUCCACUUAACCUCUUCUUCCAGGAAGAGCUAUAGGCCAUUUAGAUCUGGUCUGGGGCCAAAACUCUUUUAAAAGUGGUCCGCGGUGCAGGGAGUGUGUUCGUCUCGAUGUUGUCGAUUAUCUGCCUGAUUUCUGCGAGUGAAUCUAGUAGAAUUAUGGGUUGGCCGGAUAGAGACGGAGAUUUGAGCUGUGGUGCAGUUAUCAAAAAUGGCCCAUGGCUUAAUGAUCUUACGAGGAGCGGCCCUCUUGAGACAGCAAUACGCAUUACUUCCCUUGCCUCACAAGGCAGCAAGCCGGCUCUGCUGUGUUUAGGGUCAUUCCUGCUUAUUUUGCCGAGUGGGAGUCUGGACCUGUGCCCUGAAGUUCCCUUCUGAAGGCGCCACAGGAGUUCACAGAAGAAUAUCAGCGUUCCUUUAGUGCAACUACCACCAACCUGUGGCGAGGCAAGAUGGGAUCUGUAGUCCAACAACAUCCAGAAUGCCACAGGUUCCCCAGUCCAUGCUGUGAAGAGUAGGACCUGGGAGGCCUUAUGCAACUCUGGCCAAAUUGCUUCUGGGCUCAGAGGGCAGCCGGUUCCCAGUUGCUCAGACACUUUCUCUCUUAUAGGCCAACUCCUGAGGAGGCGCAAGAAUGGGCUGAAUCUCUGGAAAAGUUACUGCUUCAUCCAUGUAAGUGUGUGGUUCAGAACCACUAAAAGUCUUUAGAAAAGCUGCCACAGCAUAUUAUGUUAUAUUAUUAUUAUUAUUACUAUUAUUAUUAUUAUUAUUAUUAUUAUUAUUAUUAAAUUAAUAAAAUUAUUAUUGAUUACAUUUGCCUACUACCCUUUAUCCACAUAGAAAUACUAUCCCUCCCAUUUUCCCUUUCCAAGAAACAAGAGCUGAAAAUCCGAAGCAGAAAACAAUUACCGUAUUUUUCGCUCUAUAAGACUCACCUGACCACAAGACGCACCUAGUUUUUAGAGCAGGAAAACAGGAAAAAAAUAUUCUGAAUCAAAUGUUGUUGAAGAGGCUUUGCACUGCUAUCCCUGAAGCCAGAACAGGAAGAGGGAUUGCUGCACAGCAAUCCCUCUUGCUGUUCUGGCUUCAGCGAAAGCAACGCAGCCUGCAUUCGCUCCAUAAGAUGCACACACAUUUCCCCUUACUUUUUAGGAGGGAAAAGGUGCGUCUUAUAGAGCAAAAAAUACGGUAUGUACAGAAAUUUCAUAGAAUCGUGGAAUUGUAGAGCUGGAAGGGAACCUAAGGGGUAAUCCAGUCCAGCCUCCUGCAAUGCAGGAAUCUCAGCUAAAGCAUUUGCACCCUUUAUUCCAAUAAAAUAAUUUGGAUUCUUUGAGGGGAAACCCCUGACUCCUCCAUCCCUCUUCCCUGCAGAUGGACGGUCUGUCUUCCACGCUUUCCUCAAGUCAGAGUUCAGCGAAGAGAAUUUGGAUUUCUGGCUAGCGUGCGAAGACUACCGGAAGCUGCGAGGCUGCGACAAACUCCAGGACAGCGCCAAGAAGAUCUAUGACCAAUACGUCACCAUCCACGCCCCCAAAGAGGUAAGAGAACUGGGCUCGAUAAGCACGCUUCCAAAACUAUCCUCACCCAAAAUGCCUUUUGAAUGAGCUGGUCUUCUUUUCUGAGGCGGAUGCAGAGGGAUGGGUGAGGUUUUCUUAACCAGGGGUUAGCCCAAGACAUUUCACCACCUGAAGCAGACCUUGACAUGGCACCCCCCACCUCUGCGCCAGGGAAGAAAGGGUCAGGGAAUUUCUGCAUCAGGAACAAGAGUGGGGGAGAAAGAUUGGCAUCGGGAUCUGCUGUGCCGCAGAACUCUGUCACCUGAGGCGGUCGCCUCACCUUGCCUCAUAGGUGCGCUGGCCCUACACUGUGAUGUUGUGGGUAAAGUCCUGGACUAGGACCUGGGAGACCAGGGUUUGAAUCUCCACUCAUCCAAGUAGCCUACUGAGUGACCUUGGGCCAGUCACUAUCUCUCCUCCCUCACAGGGUCGUUGUGAGGAAAAAAUGAAGAGGAGGAGAAGGGUGUACACCACCUUGAGGUGGAAUAUGAACAUAUCAUCGUCAUCUGGGGGGGAGAGAUGUGCUUUGACUGUAUGGUAUUGGAUGUGACCCGAGUCACCAAAUCAUCUUCCUGCCAGUUCUCCACCUCUGCUCUACACUGCACUUUGCCUAUGAGUUAAUCCGGACUUAGUAAUUUCUUUUUCUUUUUCCCAACUCCCUGCUUGAUGCUACCUUUGGUAUCCUACUGCCAUUUUGGCCACGCCUCUCCAUCCCGACCCACAGACACCUGUUUUCAGUGCUCCAAUUCUCCCCUGCAGCUAUGACUGUAUUAUUAUUAUUCUUAUUAUUCUUCUUAUUAUUAUUAUCACCCUGCCCAUCUGGCUGGGUUUCCCAAGCCAUUUUGGGUGGCUCCCAACAGAAUAUUAAAAGCACAAUAGAACACCAAACAUUAAAUACUUCCCUAAACAGGGCUGGGACGUGGGUGGCGCUGUGGGUUAAACCACAGAGCCUAGGACUUGCCGAUCAGAAGGUCGGCGGUUCGAAUCCCUGCGAUGGGGUGAGCUCCCGUUGCUCGGUCCCUGCUCCUGCCAACCUAGCAGUUCGAAAGCAUGUCAAAGUGCAAGUAGAUAAAUAGGUACCGCUCUGGUGGGAAGGUAAACAGCGUUUCCGUGCGCUGCUCUGGUUCGCCAGAAGCGGCUUAGUCAUGCUGGCCACAUGACCCGGAAGCUGUACGCCGGCUCCCUUGGCCAAUAAAGCGAGAUGAGCACCGCAACCCCAGAGUCGGCCACGACUGGACCUAAUGGUCAGGGGUCCUUUUACCUUUAAACAGGGCUGCGUUCAGAUGUCUUCUAAAAGUCAGGUAGUUGUUUAUUUCCUUGACAUCUGAUGGGAGGGCAUUCCACAGGGUGGGCGCCACUACCAAGAAGGCCCUCUGGCUGGUUCCCUGUGUGCUAGCAGUUGAUUAAAUCGCUGUAGCAACAGCCAUUUCCUGGCAUGUAACCUGACCACUUCCAUCUCAUGUUUGCAGGUGAACCUUGACUGCCAGACCAGAGACAUCACAAAUCGGAACAUUUUGCUACCCACUCGUUCGUGCUUCGAACAGGCUCAGCGGCGCAUAUACGGCCUGAUGGAAAAGGACUCGUACCCCAGAUUUCUCCGGUCCCUCCUUUACCAAACCUUGUCACAGCCUGACAGACACCAACCCAACGGGCCUGUGUAAACCAGCCAUAUUUGCCUUUCGUUCUUUGGAGAGGAGGCCCGUCUAGGAUAGCAGGAACCAAAGACGAAGACCUCCUUCUUCCUAGACUUCCUCCGGCGGACUGUUUAGGAUGUAUGCAGCCCAAAAGCAGGAGAGAUGGAUUGGCCUGACGUUAACAUCAAUGCUGGCGAGGCUGUGGACUUGCCACCAGGGGCGGACUUGGGAAAUCUUUCAUAAUAUGGCACCCUGCGUGAGGCCAAAAUGUGGCGCCCCCAAGUGGAUCUUCUCAAUUAUGGAUCUUCUCAGUUUUGCACCCCCUUGGCUCUUCGGCCUUUCUGGGGAAACAGCCCACACCACCCUAAGUCUGGCUCUGUUGCCACACCAGCACGCCAAUCUUUUCGUGGAGGAAAGAGCUCAUGGAAAGUUGGAGCUGGUGCCCAUUUGCCCAUGGGGAGAACUUUUUGUGGACUGAUGCAAAAAAAUAAUAAUAAUACUAGAAGUAUAGAAUCACUGAC